AAAAUACGACAUCUAGUGUUCAUUCUUUAUACGGUAUUUUAUUCUGACUAUUUAAAUUCAUAAGACCGAACUGGAUACAUAAGAUGACGUAGGAGUAAUCAAGGUACAGUUAAGAAGGAUGUGAUAUACUGCUCCGACUAUUAUGUUACGAAUGACUAAGAGUUAUUUUGUUAUGAUUCAAAGAUUUUCUCAAUAAAAACCUCGGGCCAUUUUCAGUACAGGAAGUAAUGACUUUAGACAUCAAACGGCUAAAAUGGGCUUAACAUUUUCCAAAAGGGAAAAGAAAAAACGAGCGUAUUACAAAUUCGUAAAACCAUGGAGACACGAGGGAUCAUCAAAUAUCUCUCACUCGACCGGACGCCUUUGGACACAUUGUGCAAGUGAAUUAAGCGAAGACGAUAUUUGGCAGCGUAGGUCGGAUGUAAAAGGUUUGGGCGAGACCUAUAGCGUGCAUCAAGUUCUGUUGAAAAGUGAAAAUGUUGAAAUAUACAGAGAGACUGUGUUGAAUGGGUUUGGUAUGGUGGAUAGCACGAAUCACUACCACACCAUAAAUGAAUAUAACAUGUACAAGGACGAUGAAGAAACAGAAGAAUAUAAGAAUAAUGAUUUUGAACUUGGAAAUAAACACAAAAGUCGUCCCCAAAUACAUGUAGAAAGAGAAGAAUUAGUAGUAGUAGAAGAAGAAGAAGAAGAAAUGUACGAGGAAAUGUACGAGGAUCCAGACUUUAAACGCUUCAAUGAAUACCCUGAUAAUAUCCUGGAUAUUCAGGACAUUUCAGAUGAAAGCGUGACAUCCGGGGAUUUCAGAGAUGUAACUUUAUCUGAUACAUACGAGACAUCCGGGGAUUUCAGAGAUGUAACUAAAUCCGAAACAUCCGAGCGUUUGUCUGUAGCAGGAGAACCUGAAGAAAUAUUUUAUAAAUUUUAUGAUGGGCUACCCCGGACCCCGUUGACGGAAGGCGGAUACUCUCUCUCAAACCCACCCUCCGCCGACCCAAUGCUUAAAUCGUCCCUACGCCCUUGGGAAGUCAGUGGAGAUGAAAGCUGCCAUGCCAAUGUAGAAGCUCAAACUCCACAACAACCGCAGUUGGAGCAGGCGCAAGUAGCCGACGAAGUGGACAUAACAGAUACUGAAGAAGAAGAAGAAGAGGCUCCUCCACUUCCAAUCCGGACUGUAGGUCGUCGGCAUAGGUAUGAAGAAACAAUUAUACUUCAUAGACAAAUUAUUGUGAGAGAUGUGAUUGUUAGUCAGGUCCUGCCUCAUAUGCACAUGUGUUUAAGUAGUUCUGACAUCAGUGCCAUUAAAGGCGAAAAUGAUCAGCAUAAAGCGGUGGAACUUUUGUUAGACAAAUUAUCGGCAUCCAAGGAACCUGGAAAGUGGAAAAUGUUUGUGCAAGCUUUGGAAGAGUCUAAACACAAAGCUAUUGUCGAUGCUCUGAGACGAAAAAGUAUUCCAGACAGCAACGAACUUGGAAAAUUCUUACAUAUUUUUUCACCCCAACUUCGAGAAAUGAUUUUACCAUCCGAGAUAACAGCAGAACUUCUGAGGACAAACAUUAUCAAUUCUGAAGACAGAGACGAAAUACAUCAGAAAGAACGUUCUGCUGGCGCUGUUGCAGCAGCUGAUAUCUUGCUCGAUAGGAUACCCAGAAAACAUCCGGAUUGGUUCUGGAAUUUUAUCGGUGCAUUACGAAUUAUCGGCAGACAUGACCUUGUUGACAUGCUGACAGAAAGAAAUGAUAUAGAAAGAAAUACAGCUAAACAAGAGGAGGAAGGCUCUGUAUCAAGCAACGAAAGAACGGAUACAACUAAAUGUCUAAAUACGUUUAAAUAUGGAAGUUCGGUUCUAGGGAAUGAACAGCAAACAACUUAUGAGUCAACGGGGUAUGAUGUAAACACAGAAAGAAAUGAUAUAGAAAGAAAUACAGCUAAACAAGAGGAGGAAGGCUCUGUAUCAAGCAACGAAAGAACGGAUACAACUAAAUGUAUAAAUACGUUUAAAUAUGGAAGUUCGGUUCUGGGGAAUGAACAGCAAACAACUUAUGAGUCAACGGGGUAUGAUGUUAACACAGAAAACAAAGAUCUUGAAUAUUCGGAGGCCUAUGGGGUUCUGGAUGAAAACAAGGAAAUACAGGAACAUUGUAAUCCAGGCGAUGAAACAUUAGGAGAGAAGACCAUGAAAGCAGAUGAAAAUGUUCAGCAGUCAAAACGGAAAUUAAAGUACAGUCCUGUGGUAAUAAAUGGACAAAUUUGUACAGCAAAAGACAAAAGUGUAACAGAAGAAUGGACUCCGCCUUUAGGCGAAAUACCGGUGUCACAAACAAACCGUGAACGUUUCCUGUCCGGUUGUAUCCUUCUGACCGAAGCACAAAGUAAAAAUAUUCAACUUUUAAGAGAGAAUAAGAAUGCACUGGUUGCAGAUGGAAACGCACUUGAAUUGGAAAUGCUGGAAUAUGAGGACAUUCUAAAUGCGCAUGAAAAGAACAACAAACUGCUCAAGAGAAAAAGAAGCUUUUGUGAACAAAUCAAAAUAAAAGAAAAAGAAGCUACAGCAUUAAAAGCUGCACUAUCAGGAGAAGCCAUUGAAGAAGAUCAGUUUAGGUACCAGAGUGCUGCUAGCUUAGAAGAUAUGGCACAGUAUAUUGCCCCUGGUAGACGUCCGAUGACUUGGGAUUUCAGAGACACUGACGUUAGUGCCACAAUCAUACCAUCCAGAAUACCGAUCGGCAUUGGAAUUACAAUGCCUGUUAAGCUGUAUGAUGUGGAUCAGACGUACAAAGACUCAGCUUUUUAUUCUGAAUACUAGCCCAUUACUGUUUUAUCAUGAUUUUGUUGCACAACAUAUAACUUCGAGUCAUACGAGUCUCAUUACAACGCCGGGAAGGCCAUCUAUAUUUCCAUUGUGUAGCAGUUUGUCAAAUCAAUUACUGCAGACAGUAUUUGACUUACACUGAACGUGUAUAUAUUCCAGUUCUUUAUGAAAAUGCGUAGCCAAUAGUGCUACAAAAUAUCUCAAAGUUAUAUAUUGUUUUCGUUAAUGAAUUGAAUGGUGUAAAAUCUUUAAGAAGACACAUUAAAUAAGUUUACAAAAUAAUAAUAAUGAAAAAAACACUCGAUAUUUUUUUUCUUACCGUUUAUCGGUGACGGACAUAUUGAAUUUAUAAAUAUAUUUGUUUACGGUUUGAUCACAGUUACUUGAUAUUAAAUGGUACUUGUAAAAAUGCUUUAGCUGUCUAAAUAUGUUUAUUGCAGUAUAUUGUUUUAAAAGAAAUAUGACAUGUACGUCUAUGAAAUAAAUAAUCAACAGAACAUUCAUUUUGGUUCAAGACAGAACAUUUUGUUUUCCGAAAACUUGAUUCGAUUAAAAAUUAUUUUAUGUUCGAUUUAAUCAGAGAUUCAAUUAUUGAUUGGAAAGUAAACUGACAUAGACAGUAAGACAGUAUAUAAAAUGAUAGUGAUGACAAUUAAAUUUUAAUUUUCACAAAGCUUGAUUUGAAAAUUACAUAAAACGACAUCAGUAUUUAUGAAAUGAAGGCAUCCGGAAAAGGAAGAUACACAAGCCGCCCUAAAAUACACGUAUCAUCCAAAAGUAUCACUUAAGGGAACAAGUAAAUUAAUACAAUGUACAAAAUAAUUAUUGUUGCAGCACAUUUCAUGAUUUCAGUCUUGUUAUCAUUCCAUCAAUCUGUCACGUUAUUGUUUAUUUCCAUGUUUUGUUUUUCGGAUUCAUCUGGCUGGGAUGUAACAUGGUGGGGAUUAUGUAAGGUAGUUCUGCACAUUUAGGUCAUUUUUUACUACAUUUUAGAAUUUUUCAAACGAUGGAAUUUAGGCAAAAGAAAAAGAUUAGAGUUGUGUGGUGGUGUUUUGCUACGGGUCGUUCAUUUAAUUCUAGUUUUGUCUUUAUUGUCUAUAUGUUCAAGUUUCCUUCCCUACUUUGUGCCCAUAUUUGUUAGCUCACCUGAACUUUGUUCAGAGUGUGCUGUUAGUAAAGGCGGAUAGUCUAUCGUCCGCCCAUCGCCCUGCGUCCUUCGUUAAGCGCCAACAUCUGUACUGAAAUAUCUUAUAAUCUGAAACUACUGGUCUGAAUUACACAAAACAUGUAAACAACUGCUUCUCACGAACCGCUUAAUGGGUCUUCAAUCAUCUAACUUGGUCUGUAGAAUUAUUGUGAGAUAUUCUUCAAAUUUUGUUAACGAUGGGCAUUCAGUUCCUUUCAGGGGCCGCCAGAGUUAAAUACCUUUAAACGACUUGUUCUCUUGAACCACAAUAAUGGAUCUUCACCAAACUUGGUCUAUAGUAUCCUUAUAGAGUGUCCUCUCAUAUUUAUUCAAAAUGGGAGCAGUCGGUCCCUUAAAGGGGCCACAGGACCUAAAAAUUGAAAUACCUUUAAACGCCUUCUUCUCUUGAACCGCUGGAUGUAACUUCAUUAUAUUUUGUCUAUAGCACCAUUACGAUGUCCUUAGAAAGUAUUUAAACCAACCCCGUGUUAUGAAGUUUGAUCUAAUGGUAAUACAUUGUUGUGUGUCACAGCAAAACAUAGACAAAAACUUUAAAUAACUUUUACUUGAACGAUUUGCUCAAAGGAGUUAGAAGCAAUGUCAGGUAGUCAAGGUCCUCUCCAGGUGAGCGUUUAGGCCCAUUUGGACCUUUUUAUUUUUGUUUUGUCCUCGUGUUCCAUUGUUUCACUUUGUCUAUGUGUUUAAGUGAAUGUCCAUUAUGUAUAUACACAACUGUAUGAUUUUGGAAUCUGGCUGUUCCAACUGAAUAGAUGUCUUUAUUUUUAUAUAUUUCUUUUUAUUUAUUUUUUUAUAUAUCUGUUUAACUGUUUUGAAUGUUUACUCUUGAAACAGUAUAUUUAGCAUUAUUUGUAUUUAAUAUAAAAUCUAAAAUGUGUUUGUAAACUGAGGUAACAAUUUUACAUUUUGUUCAUUAUUUUGUCUCUGUGAUUUAAUCGUUUUUUGCCACUCCUUCGAGCUUUCAUCUUUUGUGCUUAGUUUAUCUUACAUGUUUUCACAAAUAUUACUUUAGAUAUUUCUUUAUUUUGCAUAAUAUAUUAUCAUAAUUAACUUUAUUUAACCAGAUGCUUCGAAAACAUUUUAUUACGUUUUUUACGUUUAUUAUUAUAGUCUUCAACAUUAAUAUUUCGACAAGAAUUCUAUCAUUCUUCCUAGUUUGUGUCCGUGUCUCAUCUUUUUGUUUUCUCAUUUUCAACAUUAUUUAUAAUGCGGAUAAGGUGCUUUUCAUUGUUCCUGUGGAUAAGCUAUUUAAUUUUCUCAAAAGUUGAUUGGCCCCCGAUCUAUAUCGCUUCUAAAGUUUGUAGCAUUGCGCAGGUCGUGUUAUGAAAUCGGAACUAAGAAAUUGUUACAACAUUUAUUCCCCAAAGCGUGCUGUGGUGUUAAAUAUUCACAGAAAAUUCGGUUUCAAUAAAUGCGACUAUAUUUCAAGCUUUAUUACUCUGAACCUAAUAAUUAGCAUCACUUGUGAGCAAUAGCCUCUUUACCUAAUUUCCUUGAUAAAUAUUGAGUCUCCAUUGUGCCGCAUUCUAAACUUUCGCUAAACUCAUUGUUUGACAGUUUCGUUAAUGCUGCAGUUUGUUUGUAUAAUUUGAACGGCGUGUUUUAGAAUAUCAUAAGCACUAUUUGAAAUUGUAAAUAAUACUAUUCAAACUGCGUUUUUAAAUGUACCUAAAUAAAUAAUAUACUUUUU
Molecule: messenger RNA, 5706 nt
Organism: Mercenaria mercenaria
Lineage: Eukaryota; Metazoa; Mollusca; Bivalvia; Venerida; Veneridae
Exons: 14
Coding region: 254-2806 (850 amino acids)
Source: RefSeq, a predicted model, not a curated record